AUGGGCGUCACCAAGCAGAUUCUCAAACCCGGCAACGGUGUCGACAGCCCCAAGAAGGGUGAUGAGGUCGCCAUGCACUAUACUGGAUGGUUGUAUAACCCGAACCAGCCGGAGAACAAGGGAGACAAGUUUGAUAGCUCCCAUGACCGGGGGCAGCCCUUGCGUUCGGCCAUUGGCAUGGGACGUCUUAUCAGAGGUUGGGAUGAGGGUGUCCCUCAGAUGACUGUCGGAGAGGAGGCCCUAUUGACCAUCACCGGAGACUACGCCUAUGGAGAAAGGGGCUUCCCCGGCUUGAUCCCCCCCAACGCUACCCUCCUCUUCCAUGUCCAGCUUGUGGCUAUUAACGGCAAAACGGCCUAA
Aspergillus bombycis is the source of this 360-nucleotide messenger RNA. RefSeq names its product FKBP-type peptidyl-prolyl cis-trans isomerase. The transcript has 6 exons. NCBI's taxonomy places the organism in Eukaryota, Fungi, Ascomycota, Eurotiomycetes, Eurotiales, Aspergillaceae. The coding region runs from base 1 to 360 and encodes 119 amino acids. Gene Ontology annotation, molecular function: peptidyl-prolyl cis-trans isomerase activity. The record is from RefSeq and is a predicted model, not a curated record.